AUACUGUAUUUAAUUUUUACGACACUCGAAAGGUAAACAUCGACAAAUAUUUAUGUAAAUUUCCAAUAUUUAAACCUUUUGAAUGAUACUGCCACGGACUGUGAUACUGCGAUGGAACUUUAAACAAAAACAUGACCUGAAGUCCUGAAUGGUUGAGUUCCUUGAACAGAAUCUGAACGAUUUGAAACUUUAGCCUGCAUCGAGCCAUAGUUGCCAUUCCAGGUGACAGUUGGUGAUAGACUCACAGAGACCAGAUUCUAUACAAAAAUAUAAGAAAGUAAAACAAUCAACUGAAUAUGUAGAGAUCUUUCAAGUAAAAGUAAUGCCAGUUUUAAUUGGCUCAGUUGCAUUUGAAUGUCGCGGACAAGACAAUUUUCUAUUCAAAAGCAAGCCAGUUUAGUUCGCAGUUGACAACUGAAAUCAAAAGUCUCUGUCAGAGACAAUAUUUCUAUAAAGAAAAUGGAAUACUCGGAUUUUUUCAUAUUGCUAAAUUCUAGGCGGAUUUUUGUGGACGAAGAAGUAGAUUUGGACAGAAUAAUUCUUGAUCGUCUCAUAAAAGACAAUGUUCCACACUCUCGAACAUUCACCAGUAUGAUGGACAGAUGUUUUCUUCCUAGCCCACAGAAUCAGUUUGAAAUAAAAAAUAGACAGAUGUCAAUUAACCAGUCAAAGCAUAGUGAAUCACUCGUAGGAAAGAACAAGUCUGGUGUCACUCAAUAUGAUGAUGUUCCCAACAGAAGUGGAGGACAACCAGGUCGGAGUAGCUUUCAAGAGUCCAAAGAGGCUACAUUUUCACAAGGUCCAAGAAACUUUUGUAAUAAGCUUUCUAUGGAAGGAAACACUAGCUCCCUUGAUCCUAACACUGGAACUUUUACCAAAGCUUCUAUCAAACAUGAGACUAAUGGCUUUGAUAACAAUGAUCAAAUGCAUGGAACUUCAUCCAUGCACGCAAAUGGUACACUGGAAGCAUCAUGUAACAUUUCAAAUGUGUCUGACCAAAAAUUACUGAAGUCACGACAUCAAAGUCAUAAAAAAAAUGAGCGGUAGCCAUACUGGCGAUGCCUUGAACACGUUACUGUAUGGGGGACCGAAAUAUACUGGUACAUUGAAAGAACAUUCACUUCAAGAGAAUCUGCAUGGACAAAACGAUAAAAAAUACUUCACUUCCUCAUCAGCCCACUAUCCCUCUUCCUCCUUGGCUGGGGUCAAUCCAUCAAAACCUCAUACGCGAGGUUUGAAAAGUGAAAAAUUACUUAAAUUGCUUUCAACGAGCCCAUCUGAAAUAAGGCAGUGUAGUAAAAACCCUGAGAUACAGCAGGACACUGAGAGAAAGAAAGAGAAACAACACCUGCAUAUUGAUAAUAAUGAACUAUCUGGACAUAUUCAAAGUGAUGAUGUUAAAACAAAUAAUUUCCAGAGUACUAGUUCUUUUCAAGGAGAAGCUGAUUUAACAACAUUUAAACAUGCUGGUGCUGAGACAAUGACUAACAAUCGGGCUGAAAAAAUGACUAAUGCUGUUGCUAAGAUAAUGACUAAUGUUGGUGUUAAGACAAUGACUAAUGUUGAUGCUAAGACAACGACUCAUGUUAGUGCUGAGACAAACAGGAAAGAACAUGCUCAGAAAGGUGUGAGCCAGGAUACUAGAUAUCAUGUAGGACCGGCUUCUUGCAAGGACACAAACAUUGUCAUAUCAAAACGUCCUCUUCAAAGGGAGGAUCAAAGUGAACAUGGACACUCAUCUCUUGAUACAGACAUGUGCUCAGAGGCAAAAAAUGUCCGCCGAACUCAGCCUGUAUAUGGGGAUCCAGACGAAUUGGAGAAGAUUGUUCACAGUCUUACUCAAGCGAAUGAUAUCUACACAGAAUUUCCAUUCCAGAAACAGUCGAGUGGAACGCCAGAGGGUUCAACAUCCAUGACCAAUGCGUCGGGAGAGCCAAACUUCGAAAUGGACGUCAAUGAAAUGCGGCGACAGAUCCUUGAAAAAAGUGUUGGAUACAUUCACUUGAAAAUUGUGGAGACUGUGAAAUUCUCAAAACAUAUUCCAGGAUUUCGAGAUCUUGAAAUUGAUGACCAGUCAACCUUGAUUCGAGAAUCACGAACUGAGACUGGUCUUAUCGGAGGAAUGCGGAGUCUUAACCACGGAGCUAAGACAUUCACGCUGCGAGAUUCCAAACAAAGCAUCAACUUUCAAGCCAUGCGGCUAGUCUACAGUGAAGAUUUGCUUAUGUCCAAAUUUAAGCUGUCAAAGAAAAUACUCACACUGAAAUUGAGCAAAUGUGAGGAAGCGUUACUCCGGGCUAUUGCAAUAAUUUCCCCUGAUCGGUGUACUCUCAAAGACCCUGAAGCAGUGGAGCGAAUACAUAACAAGUUGGUUUCCUGUCUGGUCUAUGUGAUAAACAGAGAUACCCCUGGCUGUUUGAAAAGAUUAGGACAUCUUGUUGACAUCCUUAUUGCUCUGCGAGAUGUCACAGAAAUUGAUAUGAAUGAAGUUAAAAACAUUUUUAUGAAGUGGCCAGAAAUUUCCAACUAUGACCUUGUGAAAGAGUUCUUGUGAUUUAGUCAUUAUUUUGUCUUGGACUUUGUGCAGUUUGUAUUUAGUGGCUACAUGCUUUUUGUCUUUCAUUUUGAAUGGCAUUACUUUUGUGUAAUAAAGUAGAACUAAAAAUAAAUGUCAUUAAUGCUUUUGAAGAAACAAGGAUACCGGUUAUAUUUAUUUCAAUUUUCAAAAUGAUACCAAAAUUCACCAGUCAGGAUAAAUCUUAUUUUCAAGUUUUUUUCCAGAUUAUGUUUUAAAAUACUGUCAAUUUUCAAGCGUAAUACGAUAAAAUUGUCCCUCGCUGUGUAUGUGUUACCACGGUGUUUUAACCUCUCAUUCUGUUUUUAUCAUUUUAUCUUAAAGGGACUAGACACCAGAAGCCAAAGCGGCAAAAUCAGUAUUUCCUCAAAACAAGCAUAGAGCUGUCAAUAUGAGCUAGCAUGAGGCCGAUACUACACCAUUUUACAUGAUAAAAAGAAUGUUUUGUUGCUGUUUCAGUUGACCCAUUUUGAAAUGAUGCAUAAUGGUUUUCCAGUUCAUAGUGUUUAUUCUUAACAUGUAUAAGUCAAGUGAUAAGUACAGUUACUUAUACCAUCAUGCUAGUUCUGAAUUUACUGCUAUAUUUAUACGUGGUAGACAACCCAGUAAAUUUCGAGUUGGAAAAAUUUGCAAAAUCUGUGAAAGAUACAAAAGUCUUAAGACGUGAUGAAUCAGUAAGUAAGAUUAAAUGCAUUGGGCACAACAUUAUCAAUUUUAUUUACGUUUUUGACAAUUUUCUUUUUUUCUUGCAUUUGUAGCAUUUGGUGUCUAGUUUUAAAACUCUUUAUCAGUCUUAUGUAUAAAGGUUCCAUUUUGCAAUUUGGAAGAGUACUAUUUUGUAUUUUUGAUGCACUGAACAAGGAAAUAUCAAGUUAGAAGUUAGAAUGGAAGAUGAAAAACCACUUCUUAUAAAACAAGGUUUGUAGUAACAAGUGAUCUUAAUUCAUAAACAUGCUGUUUAUGAAGCAGAAAACAUGGCAAAGAAUGAAAGAAUUCUCCACUUUGACCUCUAUUGGACUCAUUAUGGCCUUUUGCUGGGGAUAUCACAUAUACUAUGCUAUACAUAUCAACUGUCAACUGAAUCAUGUAUAGGUCACAUGUUUAUUAUGUCAUUUUAAAUCACUAGUUUUCCAAUAGAAUGAUGAUUGAUUCACACAGGUUGUGUUGUGGAGUGUCUCAUUUUUUAUUGCAUGGCAGCUUUUACAUGUAUAUAGUAACACCCUUUGUAUUUCAAUAUUUAUACCCCCCCCCCCCCA
Molecule: messenger RNA, 3831 nt
Organism: Mya arenaria
Lineage: Eukaryota; Metazoa; Mollusca; Bivalvia; Myida; Myidae
Exons: 7
Coding region: 1037-2554 (505 amino acids)
Biological process (GO): regulation of transcription by RNA polymerase II
Cellular component (GO): nucleus
Molecular function (GO): nuclear receptor activity; RNA polymerase II cis-regulatory region sequence-specific DNA binding
Source: RefSeq, a predicted model, not a curated record